Molecule: messenger RNA, 638 nt
Organism: Athalia rosae (coleseed sawfly)
Lineage: Eukaryota; Metazoa; Arthropoda; Insecta; Hymenoptera; Athaliidae
Exons: 1
Coding region: 6-632 (208 amino acids)
Source: RefSeq, a predicted model, not a curated record
GAGUAAUGCUACUACUACUCCUCAUCAUCAUCCCGGGCAAUACACUUGUCGCCUACGACUGUGGGGGUGGAGCCCUUAACAUAACAACGAUAAACCUACUGGAGCCACAAGAAUGUCACCUCAAGGAGCAGCAACCCGAGGUCACCAAACCAUAUGUGCAGUUGCUACAAUUGUCAAAUUUCAAAAAGACCAAAGCUAUCCAAUGCAGGAUCGAGAUAGAUCGCACCGUUUACCACUGCGGGAUGCAUUCACACACAUCCAUAACAGCACACGGUCGACAAGCAUACAUCAAAGAAGUAAGCCGAGAGGCUUGCUCCCGAAGACAUGAGUAUGGGAUUGCAGAAAUCGCUCCAAAUAAACCACUGACGAACAUACCUCAGAACGGAACAACCAGGUUGGAAAUAACUCUUGCAGGAAACGUGGAACCAGAUGGAACAUGCGAAGGUGCCUUUUACGACGACCUCUACGGACAAUGGUCCAAUGUUGUCGUACAGGCAAUAAUAAAAAUUACCCUGUCAUCCCAGGAAGCAACCAUAAACUUGGAAUACAACAAAAUAACCUUUGAAAAUGGACUAAGCUGCGAGCUCCAAAGGAAACAUUGCUCUGACGAAGAAGGAGGAAAUCCCCGUUAGGAAGAU